Molecule: messenger RNA, 1035 nt
Organism: Candidozyma pseudohaemuli
Lineage: Eukaryota; Fungi; Ascomycota; Pichiomycetes; Serinales; Metschnikowiaceae
Exons: 1
Coding region: 1-1035 (344 amino acids)
Molecular function (GO): oxidoreductase activity, acting on the CH-OH group of donors, NAD or NADP as acceptor
Source: RefSeq, a predicted model, not a curated record
AUGACCCAUGAUGUGCCGAAAAAAGUGCUCGUUUCUGGAGCUUCUGGUUUCGUAGCUUUACACACUAUUCAGCAGCUUCUUGAAAAAGGCUGCAUUGUGGUUGGAUCCGUGAGAAGCAUUGAAAGAGGCGAAUACGCAAGAGAGGCUACACAAUACUCCACCAGAUUCACCUACGAGAUAGUGGAAGACAUAGGUAGAAUGGGCGCCUUUGACGAGUUUGUCAAAAAUCACCAGGAUGCAUCCGCUUUUCUUCAUAUGGCAUCCCCAGGGUUUCAUCCAGUCAAAGACAUUGAGAGAGAGCUUCUCAUGCCAGCAAUCCACGGUACUAACAACGCUCUUCUGUCCAUUCGAGAUCACGGUCCAAAUAUAAAAAGAGUGGUUAUCACCUCCUCAUAUGCCGCUAUGGCCUCUGAGAAAAUGGAAAACGAGGCAGGCAGAAUCAUCGACGAAACAUCAUGGAACCCCACUUUCUGGGUUAAUGCUUUGAGAAGCCCCUCUUUAGGUUACUCUGGAGCAAAGACAUUUGCCGAAAAGGUCGCCUGGGAUUUUGCCAAAUUCCAGAAUCGCUCCUUUUCCAUCACAACCAUCAACCCCGUUUGCAUUAUAGGCCCACUGCCUACCGAUUUUGGCGAUACUGAAAAACUCAAGUUUGAGGAGCAUUUAAGCAGUUUCUUGCCUUUGGAGAACACUAGAGCCAUCAGUGCAUUUGGAGUGGACGUGAGAGACGUUGCAAAAGCACAUAUCGUGGCUUUUGAAAAGGAAGAGGCCAAAAAUAGAAGGUUGUUUUUGGCAGCUGGUCCGAUCUCUGAACAGGCCAUUUUUGAAGCACUUCGACUGAAUUUUCCUGGGUUUUCGGCUCUGCUACCGGUGGGGUACGCUGAAUCAGGCAGAAAAGAGCAAAUUCAAAAAGCCGGUUUUGACAUUUCAGCGACGAGACUGAUUCUAGGGUUCGAUUUCAUCCCCGUGCAGCAGUCUAUCAUAGAUAGCGCUCAGCAGGUGCUUACGGCGACGAAAUCAAAGGGAGAGACAACGUAA